GUUAAAAUAGAUGGUAGAGAUGUGCGUGAUUUAAACAUUGGAUGGCUACGAGAUCACAUUGGAGUUGUUGGGCAGGAACCUGUUUUGUUUGCCACCACAAUAGCAGAAAAUGUUCGUCAUGGCUUUCCACAGUCAACCACAGAAGAUAUAGAAAGAGCUGUAAAAUCUGCAAAUGCUUAUGACUUUAUAAAUAAACUUCCCAAGAAAUAUGAAACCCUUGUUGGUGAACGAGGUACCCAACUCAGUGGAGGGCAGAAACAACGAAUUGCUAUUGCCAGAGCUCUGGUUCGAAACCCCAAAAUUCUACUGUUGGAUGAAGCCACCUCAGCUUUAGAUACUGAAAGUGAAUCAAUUGUUCAAGCUGCUCUUGACAAGGUAAGUUUACUAAGCACCUUAGCCAUAUCAUCGUUGGUUUUCUCACAGCAAAUGGACAUAGAUGAUUUUGGUGCAACCAGCAAACCAGUGAAGCCACAAUCUCUAGAGAGGCAAUUUAGUGCCCUGAGUUCUACAUCAAUUGCUUCAGAGGAAGCGGUAACAGCUUUUGGCCGCACUGCUUCUUUUAAACAGAGUAUCAAUAAUGCCAAUAUGCGGAAGGAUUCUAUAGAGGAAAAAGAGAAAAGUAACCCUUCACAAACAAGAUUAAUGAAAAUGACUGCUCCUGAGUGGCCAUAUAUCCUCACUGGCUGCAUCUCUUCUCUUCUUAUGGGGUUGUCAAUUCCUGUCUUUGCGAUCAUAUUUGGAGAAAUUCUUCAGACACUCUCAAAUCCUGACCUGGAUGAAGUAAGAAAAGAAUCUACUUUUUAUUCACUGCUCUUUUUGGCAAUGGGUGGAGCCAGUGGAAUAGCUUCUUUCCUCCAGUCUUUUAUGUUUGGGAUUGCUGGAGAAAGACUGACUCUCAGAAUCAGGAAGCUGUGUUUCACUACUAUGCUUAAAAUGGAUAUUGGUUGGUUUGAUAGCACCAAGAACAAUACAGGGGCACUAUGUGCCAGGUUGUCAUCAGAUGCUGCCAGUGUGCAAGGUGCUACAGGUUCACGCAUGUCCAACCUUUUUCAAGCUUUCUCUACUUUAGUAGCAGGUUUAACCAUUAGUUUCUAUUAUAAUUGGAAACUUGGCCUGGUGCUCUUGUGUUUUGUUCCUCUUGUUCUCUUAGCUACGUACUUUGAAAGCAGAAUGAUCAGUGGCCAAUUGCUGAGUGAAAAGUCUGCAGGAGAGGAAGCCACCAAGAUCGCUAUCGAAGCUAUUGAAAAUAUUCGAACAGUAGCAUCUCUCCAUGCUGAAAAUACAUUUUAUUCUAAUUACUUAAAAGAACUCACUGGUCCCCAUAAAUCAUCCAGAAAAAGAUCUCAUCUGAGGGGAUUGACAUUUGGGUUUUCUCAGAGUCUUCCUUCAUUUGCAUAUGCAGCAGCCAUGUAUUAUGGAGGUAUUCUAAUUAGUGAACAAAGUUUGGAGUAUGGGGAUCUGUUCAAGGUGCUUGAAGCUGUAAUUCUUGGAACAGCUAUUGUAGGUCAAGCUGUAGCCUUUGCACCAGAUUAUCAGAAAGCCAAACUGUCUGCUGUUCGCAUUUUCAAACUACUUGAUACUCCUACUAAAAUUGAUUCUUUUUCCAAAAGUGGUUUAAAAGUGUCCCCUUCUGCUGCUGGAGCUGUGGAAUUUAGAAGCGCAGAGUUCAGUUACCCAACUCGACCUGAGAUCAAAGUCCUCCGGAACUUGAACCUUGAGGUGGAACCUGGAGUAACUGUUGCCUUGGUUGGUAGCAGUGGUUGUGGCAAAAGCACCUGUAUACAACUGUUAGAGAGAUUCUAUGAUUGCUGUAAAGGCUCUGUGAUGUUGGAUACAACAGAUGUUAAAGAACUUAAUGUUGCAGCAUUGCGGUCACACAUUGGUAUUGUUUCUCAAGAACCUGUCCUUUUUAGUUAUAGUAUUAGAGAAAACAUUUGUUAUGGGGAUAAUUGCCGAGAAGUCACCAUGGAUGAGAUCAUCUCUGCAGCUCGCAAAGCAAACAUUCAUGAAUUUAUCAAGUCUCUUCCAGCUGGUUAUGAGACAAGUAUUGGGGAUAGAGGAUCACAGCUAAGUGGUGGUCAAAAGCAGAGAGUUGCAAUUGCUAGAGCACUUGUACGAAAUCCAAAACUAUUGUUGCUUGAUGAAGCUACAUCAGCUCUUGAUGCUGAAAGUGAAAAAAUUGUCCAAGAAGCUUUAGACAAAGCUCGAGAAGGGAGAACGUGUAUCAUAAUUGCCCACAGGUUAUCCACAAUUCAGAAUGCUGACCAAAUCUUUGUUAUUCACCAUGGAAGAGUUGUUGAAAAAGGAAAGCAUAGUGAACUUCUUACCAAACGUGGUCUUUACUACAAGUUACACACUGCCCAAGUUGAGAAAACAGACUGAAUUUGCUGAAUGUAAGAGCUAUUCUGAAAAUUUCAUUUGGUUCAGCCUUUGAAAUUUCUGAAGUGUUUAUUUAAAGGUACCUUUAUUGACAACUAAUCAUUAUGCAAAUGUUAUACAUGUAUGUGGCACAGAUGACGUGGGAGUGAUAGAUGAGUUUAUUCUUUUUUUUGCACUUCACCCAUGUCUCUGACAAGUUUCAUGAUAGUAUUAAUAUCAACCAUUUUUUCACUCUUUUAUAAAAUUAAACACUGAUAAUGCUUGAAAUAUGUUAGUAGAACUAGUGUUUGUUUUAAGCUGUUUAUUUUUCUCUAUGUAAUGUAUUUAAUAUUUCAUUCAUUCCUGUUUCCAAUAAAGUUUUUAUGCAUUUCUGUGUUUUAAAAAAACAAAUAUUGGAUUGGGUGAUCAAACUAUUUGUCUUUAAAUGUCUAGUAAUUAAUAGCUAUGAUAAUCCAGUUUGUCUUCUGUAUCAAACCACAAAUUUAUAUUAAAGUAUGACACACUUUUAAAAAAAGAAUCCUAAAUAUUUUGUUUCUGUGUUCAUUUUAAAUUAGUUGAUUUCAGAUUUAAUAUGUUUUAUGUGUUUACGCAUCAGGUUUAGGAUCAGUAAACUUACAAAAAAAUGUAGUUGAAUUUAUGCACCUCAGAUGAAGUAUGUUUUCUCAGGUAGUUGCAGUAUUUUGCAGGAAGUUUGUAUAAGUAUUUUAUUAUUUAUACAAUUAAUUCUUUAUUGUUGUUUAUGAAAAAUCUUUUUCAUUAUAUAGGUUUAUAUGUAUAUCAGUUGAAGACAAAAUACUUCAUUAAUUUACAGUAAUCAGCUACAUAAGAAGAAAUAUCUAAAACAAUUAAAUUUUGUUAUAUCUUAUAUAUAAAAUACAGUGAAGAAUCUAAUACAGUAAUUUUAUUUUUAUUUGCUGUUAAAAGUAGCAUCCACUGAGAUGAAAGAUAAUUAUAAUUUUGUUGGAUACUGUGAUGAAAUAAAAAUUAUUAUUCAUAUUCUUCCUGUUUACUUACAGGAAAAACAUAAAGAUUUACUCCUGAUUCAUUUUUAUUUUUACAGUGCACUGAUGCUUGUUAACUGCAAGGAUCAAACAUGUAUUUUUUUUAAAACAAUGUAAUUAGUGAAGAAAAUAAUGAUUCACUGAAUAAUACCUAUGACAGUUUUAUCAAGUUUUUAUUAUGAUUUAUUAUUGUUUAGUAGGAAAUAUUGCAAUCACAUAUAUUGGUGUCGUGUGUUAUUUUUCUUAUUAAAAAUGGGAUAGAUUAGAACUAGGUCAGAGUUGUAUUAUGUGAAGUACAUGUAAUUAUAGUUAAAUUGAGCUAUUUAGUUAUUGCAAAUUAUAUUUGUAUUGUUAAUCGUUAUAUACCUGUACUCUUUCCUUACAGCUGUAUAAUUUUUAAUGUUAUGUUUGAUUGGAGUUGAAUACAGGUAGUUUGUUAGAUUAAAUUUCUGGUACACAUAGUUUUCUACUGUUUAAUAUCAUAUAAGCUUUAUACCUUGUAAUUGAUGUGAUCUACAUUGACUGCAGACAGAAUAUCUACUUGAAUUAACUUGCAUCUAUGGGUACUCUUAAUACAGCUUAUUGGCCUUAUUUGUAUAAUGGUUGUAUAAUUAUUUUUUAUGUUUUUUCAGUUACAGUGACACCUCACUAUCUUUAGACCUAUUAGAUUUCUUUUUAUAUAAAUUUUGAAGCAUUUCCACAAUUUGAUUAGUUUUUGGCCAUAGAUGAGGGUUUUCUGUUUAACGAUUAUGAUAUGUAUUUCUGUUGAAAUUGCUCAAAAAAUAUAUUUGGAGAAGAGAUAAAAAUAACUUAAGAUUUGAUUCUAGGAAAUAUUUCAAAAUAUAUUUAUUUCAUUGUUUUGUUGGUUUUAUAAAAGUUUCUAUGAAAUUCAUUAGCUUUAUAAGAGUUUAAACCUUUUAUUUGCUAAUCUAUUUUAAAUCCAAAAGUUUAAUAUCAUACUGUUAAUAUCUGAUGUGUUUAAUCACAUAAUGUGCUAUAGGUUAAGGAGUGUAUAUGUCUGCUUCUUGUCAGAUGUUGAUCAUAAAGAAUUGGUAACUGAGAGAUUUUGUCAAAGUACAUCAAGUACUUCUUCAUAAUGUUUUGUUAUAAGUUAUGAAUACAAUUCAAACUUUGAAGAAAUACAAACUUUUAUUAUCUAUAAUGUGAAAUGCUUGAAUUAGUAAGUAAAAUAUAACCAAGAGUUUAUGUAAGAGUAUCUCUAGUAAUUGUUUAAACUAUAUAUUUUUAACAAUUAUCUACUAAAAUAUGACAUUUCAAGGUUGUGAAUUAAGUAGAAAUGAUAUUGUGAUUCCAUCGCCUGAAAUUUAAAAAUGUAAACAAAUUCACACUAUUCACAUCUGUUGACAAAUGAUACAGGACAGAUUAAAGUUACCUAGAAGGAUCUAAUAAAAUAUAUUUCAUAAGAGAAGUGAAAUUGCCUGAAUGGAAAGAAAAGAAAGCGUGAUAAAGUGUGUAUUUUGCAAAC
Limulus polyphemus (Atlantic horseshoe crab) is the source of this 4866-nucleotide messenger RNA. RefSeq names its product multidrug resistance protein 1-like. Gene Ontology annotation, cellular component: membrane. Gene Ontology annotation, biological process: transmembrane transport. The transcript is spliced from 17 exons. The record is from RefSeq and is a predicted model, not a curated record. Lineage: Eukaryota; Metazoa; Arthropoda; Merostomata; Xiphosura; Limulidae. Gene Ontology annotation, molecular function: ABC-type transporter activity; ATP binding; ATP hydrolysis activity. The annotation marks the transcript as partial.